Echinococcus granulosus is the source of this 618-nucleotide messenger RNA. RefSeq lists its product as hypothetical. The transcript is spliced from 3 exons. NCBI's taxonomy places the organism in Eukaryota, Metazoa, Platyhelminthes, Cestoda, Cyclophyllidea, Taeniidae. The coding region runs from base 1 to 618 and encodes 205 amino acids. The record is from RefSeq and is a predicted model, not a curated record.
AUGGAUUUGGUGAAGGUGGUACAAUACCUCUCCGCUACUUUAUGCCGAAAACAAAAUCAAACAGCUGGCUGCCAAGCGAAUGUAAAUGGUUUUGAAAGAAAUGAGACAGGUCUUGCCGAUCAGAAAAACCUCACUCAUUGGAGAACCGAACGGAAAAUAUCAACAAGUGUUCCUGUAGCAACUGCUUUCAGCAGUAAAAUCUAUUUGUCCUUUUAUAACCGUAUCACAUUGGCGUUCAGCUGCAGUUGUUUCCCUUUCUCAGCUAAAAAGAAUUUACUUCGAGUAACAAAUUUACUGGCUGCUUUCAUUUGUAAUGGAGGGCCUUUCCGAAACACGCAAACCAAAUUCGUACCACCAUUAUCGGCGGAAGAAUUGAAUGCCCUCAAUCAGAAAGCGUUUUGCUCUCAGAGUAACCAUUUGCUAUGGGAGAAAUUUGGUUUUUAUAUCUCUUUUACAGUUCUCAACUUUCCUAAUUUUAUGAGCAUAAUACGACCCAUUUUAAUUUAUUCGGUCAGUGAUAAAAUCAGUGGAAUUUUGUUUAAUUAUUUAGAAACCCCACAAAUUAAAAAAAGGAGAUUUUGUCAAAAUAUCCUCCUACCUGCAAAAGAAUUACAUUAA